ACCAAGGCAACAAGAAAACAGUGCUCUGCUGAGGAGCUGUGGAGAGCCUGGCAACAGCAAAGCUCAGCAAACACAGACAUUCGUAACAUGGGUCGAAAUGAUUCUGUAGUAUGUAAAAGCAGCAGGCGGGGAUGCUGAACGAACACGCAAAUGCAUUCUGAGUUAAAGAGAAAUGGUCAUUGAGGAGAGGGGUGCUGGGCCACAGACUGAGCAUUCAUCCAAAGAACAUUAUCAGCAGCACAAUGAAAGAUUUUGUCCUGUCAUUGCUGAGUCGUGGGUACGGCCAUUUUGUGCCAGAUGAAGAUGGUAAUGAUGGAAGACUGGAGGUCUGUUUUGAACCAGAGGACUACUUCAAUUGGAAAUCUCAGCCUCCCCUGCUGCGUCUUACGAGCAGUGGCCGGUUUUUUGGAGGCCUAGAGCCAGCGCCACCUAAGACCUACAGUACAAGGAGAGGGCCUCUUAUUCUCUAUUCAGAAGAUCUCGCACUGGCAUACCAAUCUGGCCAGGUUAACAGGAAGAGAAAGGCUCCAAGCUGCCCAAAACAGGAAGUUGAGAAGCAGCUGCACACACUGCAAGACCUGACUGGAGCUAUUUUGGCCUUUGGAAAAAAGAAGGCAAAAGUUGGAUCUUUUGUUGGUGUAACGCACCCAUUAUUGCCAGAUACGAAACAUGCUACACAGAACAUCCACAUGCAGCAGAGACCUGGAGAGAAGAACUACAAUCCAAGCCAGGCUAAAGGAGAGAAAGCUGGACAGGUCAGAUACCAGCCACGUUUCCUCCGCUCCCCUCGGCCCAACAGGGCCACCCUGGGCCCUCUGCCACCCAUAACAGAGGGUUUGGUACAUGUGCAAAUCCGUGAGAGAACUCAUGCUGCACCAGAUGAACAAAUGACCUUUAAGACUAAAGUACAGAAAGACGAACUGAGCGAGAAGCCAAAAGAGAGAAAAAGACAGGAUAGGAGUCUCAGGAUAUCUGUUGACACAUGCAGAGCUCAGAUGAGUCCGAUCCCUGAGACACAAACUGCACAUCAGACUGAAGAUCAAACAAUACUCCCACAUCUUAUCGACCAUCUCAAGGAUCUAAAUGGCCGUGGGAAGCGCACUCGGAUGGAGAGUGGAAAUGGUGUUGCAGAGACGUGCCCUCUAAGGUCAGUGUAUGUGGAUUCGUCUUUGGAAUACAGCCCACUCUCACGGGUCAACUACUACGGUGGACACAUGGAGGGAUCCCGCCAGAUAAGACAUUGUGGAGGUGAAACUCACGUGAGGAGAGUGAAUAUGGAAACGGAUCCCAGCUUCACCGUCUUCCACUUACCGCCCAUUAACCAGAGCCCGCUGGUCAACUCAGACUCUGACAUCACUUCAACAGUGAAUAAAGCGGAAAUAACAGAUAAAAAAAGGAGCUGUGAGAAUCUACCACAACGAGAACUACACGUACAUCUCCCUGGCAUCAAAGUGGGAAGUACACACGAAAACACCUCUGAGAUCCGCGUGCACAGGAAAGUGCUGCUGCUUUUCCCUGCACAAACAGAACAUACAGACACCCAUCAGCCAGAUGAUGACCUUCAUAGGAACCCUGUUAAGGAGCAUGAGCCAUGUGGUGAUCUGGAGCAUGCAGAGGGGCUAGACCAAAGAGGACAGGACCCUCUCUCUGACAGCAGGUGCAGGAUUAUAGAGAUGGACCUCGGGCACAUCUUGUGGUCCGACGAUCUAGAAAAAGGAGAUCAACAUCCCCCCCUUGGUCCAUUGCCCCCCCUGGUGGGUCGGAGGGGUCCAGGUAAACAGAGCUCCAUGGCUGUGUACAGACAGAACCUACAUGACCCUGCAGACACAACAGAAGAACAGACAGGAAACACUAGAGGCUGUCUUCCUCCGGAGCUAAGAGAAUGGCAGGGAGGCAAAGCAUUGGGCACCUUAAUAAUGGGUCCUGAUGGUGAAAUCAUACGCUUGUCUCUCUGGGAUCCCGCAGUUGACACAGAGGACCACCCAAUAAAGGGUGAUGUCACACAAGGUCACGUUCUUAAGGUUGUGACCUCUGAGGAAGAUUUGAAACAGCCUUGGACGAUCCUCAUACAGGACCACACCACAGAUGAAGAGGAAGUCGCCACAAGUACUACUGAAGAAACUACUUCUAACAUGGAACAGCCUGACUCUAGUCAUAAGGCGUUUAAGGUCAGUCAACUUGCAGAGAAAACUAAUGCUAAGAAGAAGCAGCAUCCAUUAGGUUCCUACAAUAAAACAGUCCAGAAGACACAGGUGUUUAAGGUCAACACUCAUGCAGAGACUAAUGAAGAGGAGGAGGAGGAAGAAGAAGAAGAAGAAGAAGAACUGGGAGGAGGAGGAGAAGAAGAAGAGGAAGAAGAAGAGGUGGAUGAGAAUGAGGAGGAUUGUUUAAGCUCUGACAAUAAACUUGCUAAUAAUGCGCAGGUGUUUAGGAUGAAAGUCCACACACGACACAAUAAUGCAGAAGAUGAUCAGGAUGAUUUAGACUGUCAGAUAAUUCAAGAAAAGUUGUUUAAGGCCAGAUCACGUGCAAAACAGACUACAGCCAAGAGGAAGGAUGAUUGUUUAGAUGCUGACUGUGAAAUAAUUCAGGAGGCAGAGGUGUUUAAGUGCAGAUCACGUGUAAAGCGGACUACUGCCAAGAGGAAGGAUGAUUGUUUAGACGCUGACAGUGAAAUAAUUCAGGAGGCACAGGUGUUUAAGGUCAGAUCCCAUUCAAAGCAGAGUAAUGCCAAGAGAAAGGAGGAUUGUGUAGAUGCUGAUAGUGAAAUAAUCCAGGAGACGCAGGUGGUUAAAGUCAGAUCCCGUGCAAAGCAGAGUAAUGCCAAGAGAAAGGAGGAUUGUGUAGAUGCUGACAGUGAAAUAAUCCAGGAGACGCAGGUGAUUAAGGUCAGAUCACAUGCAAAGCAGACUAAAGCCAGGAGGAUGGAGGAUUGUUUCAGCUCUGACAGUGAAAUAAUUCAGGAAGCACAGGUCUAUUUACCUGAGGAGAGAUUAGAGGAAAUGAGCAGCUCCACAACUCACCAGCUCAACAAAACCGGAGAAGAGGCCACUAGGGUGCAAAGAAACCGAAAAGUAAAGACAACUUUACAGCCGGAAACAGGGGUGACACGGGGGUCAAAGAAGACCAAAGGUGCUGCGCCUGCUAUCAGUCCAAAAUCAACACAUUUCUCUCCCAGGGCACAUUCAUCGGAGUCUCUGUCUCCUGAAGGACAGACAGAAAUCCAGACAGGAUUACCGAUGGAGGCAGACAUGGGUCAUUCAAAGAACACAGGUGGAAGAGAAGAUGCGGAACAGAAAGUAAAGAAAAAUAAAAAGCUUAAUAAGCAAACUGUCAAAUCAAAGGGGAAGACUGUUCAAAUUCAUAAAGACAUUGAGACCCAGAAUACCAGUGUCCCUGACGAUACCACUUCUACCUCUAAGAAAAAGAAAAAGAAAACAGAAAAACAGAAAAUAGAAGAGGCUGAAGAAGAAAAGGAAGAGCCUAAAAAAGCCCAGAACUCAAUAGUUAAAGUUAUAAAGAAGAAAAAGGGUCAACCAGCAUUUGUUGUAGGAAAACCUCGGCCACAGGAAGCUGAAUGGAUGGCAAAUCCAUUGGAUGAGCCUGAGAGACAGAUGACCAUUCAGAGAGAGGUAACAACUCACGACACAGAGGAUGACCAACUACAAAACACUGAGAACACACAAGAACAAAACUACAUUGACUCUGGGGAUGACAUGGAUGCUGAUACAGACUCAGAGAAUACAGACACACAUGAAGCACAUGAGGACUCUCCCAGAUCAGCUUACAGCACUCACAGAUCGCAGCACUCACUCAUUACAGCACGUUCAGAUGCCAGCAUUCACAGACUCUCACAGAACUCCAUCAGAGCCACCUCAAUGGGGGUGGCAGCCCACUGCGGCCCGUGCAGCCCAGCACCCCUGUCUCUCAUCCACCUGCCUCCUCAGUCAGAACACCCUCCUGCCUCAGACCCCACUAAAUCUGAGACAGGCAGUGAUGUUAAAAGCAGCGAGGUGCCCACUAACCAAACAGACAAAAAAGCUGCAGCGCUGGCUGAAAAGGCAGAGCGCCGUCGUCUGGAGGUGGAGAAGAAACGGAGGGAGAGAGAGGAGGAAAAGAAGAGACAGCAAGAAAAAGAGGCGACAGAAGAGAGGAUGAGGAUGGAACUGGAAGAAGAACAGAGGAAGAGAGCAGAGGAAGCGAGGUUACGGAAGAUUAGAGAAGAAGAUGAGAGACGAAGAAGACAAGAGGAGGAGAUGGAGAGACAGAGGAGAGAGCAAGCAGAGAAGGACAGAGAAAGAAGACGACAGGAGGAGAAGAGGAGGCUGCUGGAACGGCUUCAGAGAGAAAGACAGGAAGAGGAGAAACGGCAGGCUGCUGAAUUGGAACGCCAGCGUUUGGAAGAGGAAGCUCGGAAGGAGGAGGAGCGCAGGAAGCUGUCAGAGAUGGAGGAGGCUGAGAGACUGGAGUACCUGCGAAGACAGCAGGAGGAGGAGGAGGAGAGAAGGAAAGCUGCUGAGGAGAGGAGGAGGAAGGAGGAGGAAGCAGCGAUGCACGUUGAACAGGAGGCCAGACUGCAGGCUGAGCUGUUUGCCAGGCAGAGGGCAGCACUGGAGCAGCACUUACAGUUUCACAGGGGUCUUUUUGUGGAGUCAGAAGGGCUGGAGCAGACGCAGGAUAUCUCUCGUCCCUGGAUUUUCUCCUAUUUCACCCUGUUGAAGCUGCUUGGCUUGGCUGAGCCCACAUCUGAGGACAUACUCAAAGAUGUGCUGUGAUUCCUUCUUUUGGGUUCAUGCAGUAAAGUCCCACACCAGCGCUUAAAGCUGCAUGGGUGCUUGUUUCAAUAGGUGUGAAAACAUGUGAAAAUCUGCUGGAUCACAUCAUCUCACUUUGUCAUAUCAGCACUUUUGAAUUGCACCUGCUCAAACUGGAUUUUUCUUUUUUUAAAGUAUAGACGUUUGACGUUCUACAUAAAUACAACAAACCUGAACAUUAAUUUAAACUAAUCUGCAAAAAAAGGUUUGUUCAGAAAUCACCAUUUCAAAGGUCAUUUACAUAGAAGACUUCAAAGUGGAAUAAUGGCAGUUGGUGAAAUCAUGUUCACCAUUUUGAGGCAUUAACUUUCUGUAGGAGAGUCUCUGCAACAACAACAUGUGAUUAAUUAUGUGAGGAUCCUGCAUAAAGCAGUGGUUCUCCACCAGGGGGUCCAGGGCCCACUAGGGGCCUUCAUCAAACUUCCAACGGGGCCUCAAGAUGACUUACAAUGAUUUAAGCUAAAACAACCAAAAAUCAAAAUAUUAUUCUUUUAAUUCACCCCCUCAACAACCUUUUUUCUUUUAAAGAACCAUAAUUUACAUUGUCUUAGAUACAGAAGAAGAUUAGGGCCAAGCAAUAAUAAAAAAAUAAAACCAUCUCGAGAUUAAAGUUGUUAAAUUUCGAGAAA
Messenger RNA from Megalobrama amblycephala (Wuchang bream), 5443 nucleotides. RefSeq names its product trichohyalin. Lineage: Eukaryota; Metazoa; Chordata; Actinopteri; Cypriniformes; Xenocyprididae. The transcript is spliced from 31 exons. Bases 243 to 4775 code for a protein of 1510 amino acids. The record is from RefSeq and is a predicted model, not a curated record.